UGAACUACCACUUCCGUGUUUUGGGGGAGGCACAUGACAGACGAAAUAUGUCGUUUUAACGAGUGUUUCUGUUUACACAUGACGAGAACGACGAAUUUGCGUUUGAAAUCUCCAUGAAAUAUGUCAUUACUUAAUAUAUAGAGUUAUAUGGAAAUAAUUGUGAAAAUCUCAACAGUUUCAAUAUGUCCAUUAUUCAAGUGAAGGGAAGCGGGGGCAGUGUAGCAGUGGACAGAUCACCGUUUUAUGGUGGGAGAGUGCCCCAGGAAAUCAAAGCCAUCAGCAAACCUAUGGCAAAGAUUGACAAACAAACUUUUCGUAAAUUGUUGCAAAUGAUUGUGUCCUCUAUGGAAGGAAAGGAAAUUGAUUGUGCAGUAUUAGAGGAAUUAGAACAUGACAUCUUCACCAAGGAAGUGUUGAGUAUAGUUUAUACUGGCUUGUACUCCCUACUGAGACGGGCAAUUCGACUGCCACUGACAUCGUUAAAACCAGAGAUGUUCAAGGAGGACAUAAAGGAAUUAAACAUUCCUGAAGAGUUCCACAGUGAUCUUGCUAGUGUUAUCUUUGGUUCAAGGGGGCCACAGAUCACCGCACACUGUCUAGAGAACAGACCACGACUACCCAGAUUAGAUUGUCUCAAGUGGAGAGUUGAUGUAGCCAUAUCUACCAGUGUUUUAAACAGAGUGUUGGAACCAAGUAUUCUCAUGGAGCUGACUCUUAGUGAUGGCAGGAUCCACACAUUUGAGAUUCCUGUUGCCAAAUUCCACGAACUACGAUACAACGUUGCAUUUGUUCUUAAAGAAAUGGAAGACUUAGAAAAACGAAGUAUUCUAAAGAUAAAAGACUAAUGUUUUCUGGAUAGUAAUAUGAACACAUGUGUAUGCAAACUUCUUUGUGAAACUGCAGUAUAUAUCAUGUCAACACAUUGUCUAUUGCAUGUUGGAAGGAUAUAGGCUUCUUUACAAAUGUUAUGUUUUAGAGUCAUCUCCAUUAAGGAUAUAUGCUACCUUACACAUUAUAUCUGUUAUUUUGUGUCAGAGUUAAGGAUAUAUGCUACCAUACACAGUAUAGCUGUUAUUUUGUGUCAGAGUUAAGGAUACAUGCUACCUCACACAUUAUAGUUGUUAUUUUGUGUCAGAGUUAAGGAUAUAUAUGCUACCUCACACAUUAUAUCUGUUAUUUUGUGUCAGAGUUAAGGAUAUAUGCUACCAUACACAUUAUAGCUGUUAGAUUGUGUCAGAGUUAAGGAUAUAUGCUACCUCACACAUUAUAUCUGUUAUUUUGUGUCAGAGUUAAGGAUAUAUGCUACCUUACACAUUAUAUCUGUUAUUUGAGUCUGAGUUAAGGAUAUAAUAAUGUCACCUAACACCUUAAACUCGAGUUAAGGAUACAAGGGUACACAUGAUACCCUUGACCUGUGUUAGAUUGUCUUCGCUAAGGAUGUAUGUUACCUGCUUCCACAUUAUACCUGUGAAUUGCGUUAAGAAUUAUUUACCUUUCAGGUAAUAUUCGACUUCGCAUUAUCUCCCUUAAUUAUUUGUUUUCAAUUUGUGUAAUCUAAUAUAAGUGUUAUUAGUAAAUGUAUUUUUAUAUCAUUAAUGUAAUAUUAAUUAUCAAAGAACAAGUAACCUGUCAUAAUAAGUAUUUUUCAAUAUUUCUUAGAAUUGUACACAUUCUGAAAAUAAAUGUUGCAGUAGGCACUAGAUAAGGGUAAAUACAAGACACCUGUGUUGUUAACUUUAUAAACAUUAUUGGUGAAAACUUGUUAGUAGAUUCCUGAUUAAAUAUGGACCAAAUUGAAAGAAUACGUGUACAUGUAUAUCCAUAGCUAACCUAAAAUAUGUAUCCAAAUAUAACCUGUGAUAUUGAUCUCGGCUUCCCCUUGGUUGAUAUCACCUUUUCAGAAGUCAAUAGUUGUUAAUAUAUAUCACAAGAAUAGUCUGAUCUUCAGCAAACUCUUACCUCUUCCAUUAAUGAAAUUACGGUAAUCAAAUUAUCCACAUAAUGGCAUCAAAGUUGACAGUGUUUUGACUUAAUGAUUUGUUACUGAAAAUCACUUUAUUUUCAUGUGUAAGUUAUUUAGCAAACUAGUAAAGCAUUUUUUUCUAAAAUAUACUUGAAUUCACUAUUACAAUAUCUAUUGCACUUAUCAUUGGAAUUAAAAGAUGAUUUAAGUAAAGGUAUGAUUUCCCUCACAAAUUACGAUGAAAUUCAUUUCUAACAAAAAAUAUAGUGAUUUACCAAAAUAAUUAUUCGGCCAAAGUAACUUUGAAACUAUUCUGUAUUAUUUAAAAAAAAGAUAUCUUAGCUGGUGGCAUCUGUGAAAUUCUGACCAUUUUAAAUUGAAUAUAGUGAAAUGUGUUGCCAAAAACCUACAGGAAUGUUUAACUCUUCAUGAUUAUGUUUGGGGAUGUAGCACUUAAAUAUUGUGUCCUGUAUGUUACUGGCAACCUUGAACUGUACAAUUAUUACAGAGCUUACCUACUGCAGUAGACAGUCAUGUUUACCUCCCUUUGAAAAACUGACCGACUCUACAGUAAAUACUUGUUUAGUUACAGGGGGCUUGUCCACUUAUGUAAUAAAAUUUAUUUUACUAUG
Molecule: messenger RNA, 2595 nt
Organism: Mizuhopecten yessoensis (Yesso scallop)
Lineage: Eukaryota; Metazoa; Mollusca; Bivalvia; Pectinida; Pectinidae
Product: COMM domain-containing protein 5-like
Exons: 7
Coding region: 183-845 (220 amino acids)
Cellular component (GO): nucleus
Source: RefSeq, a predicted model, not a curated record